AUCGGGGCUGAACCAUACUGUGCCUAGUCAGAGUGACAUCUCCAACUGCUUCAGUAAUGAGCUGUCUAACAGGCUGUCGUCCUCCACAGAUGCUUGUGACAUCAUCCCGGUGGUGUGUCAACCUGACAGAGGCCUUCAACUGCACCGGACCCACUUCACUGAGAAAAUGUUGCUCAAAAGUGUUUUAAAAGCCAGAGUUUGGUUAAACUGGGCCAGUCUAAGACCUGGAUUUUGAGUUGCUUUUGAAGCCAGAAGGAUUUCUACAAAUAAAGUGAAAUUGAAGACCCAGUUCGAGCUACUUCCUUAUUUGAGGUGGAAGCUCUCGCUUUUAUGCCCUGUCAAAUCGAAGCGAAUGAAGAAUAUGCAAAGAAUCAUGCACCUCUCUUCAAAAGUCAGGAAUUCGAAGAUCUGAAAAGUGCUCCCUGAAUUCUGUAGUCUUUUUUCAGCAUAGAAACAUUUUUUUAACAGACAAGAUUGAAGAUGAGUCACGGAGAAAGAUCUCAAGGGACAGGACUGGGAGAUAUUUUUAACAUUUUGUCACAGGCACCAUCAGAGCGAUUGCUGAGUCUGACACUGCAGCUCGGUGGUUCACCUGAAGAUGUUAUCAUACAGGCCCUGUGUCUGAUAAUCCUCAAAAGAGAACUACAUGCUCUGGACAAACUGCGGACCCUUGAGGACAACCCUCUCGCCGACUACCUUGCUGAAAAGCUGCACCCGAGCAGAUUAGAAGAUUUUUCCGUUCACUGUGGUCAAUUUCAGGCCAUCACAAGGGAACCUUUGUCAGCACUGGCUCGGAUCUUUAAAGUGUUGUCACAGCAAAGGCUGUGUGAUCAAACUGUAAGAGAUCUGGCAUACAAGAGAGCGCUUUCCAGUGACGGCUUCGAUACGAGCCCCUCCAGCAGCCUGGAUGAUCACGAGUUCAUAGAGGAAGCUAAACUUGUCUGUGGGCCUAAGGUUUUGGAGUGGAUGUGCUCCGCCAGCAACCCUGAACCAGAAUUCACACAUUCCAAGACGUGUCUGAAAAUGAGUGAUAACACUCCAAAAAUAGGCAUAUCUAAAGAUUCAUCAGCAAGCAUCGACUGCACUCCGAGCCCUUUACAGGAAAGCCCUUCAGAGCUAUCGUACCCUAGUACUCUUGAGAUAAGCUGUCCUCCUACUGUUUCAUGGAAAGGGGACAAAGAAUCUCAAGAAACAUUAGAAAACGUAGAACAAAAACCAGCUGCUCUCAGUGCUUGUGAAAGUGAAACAAAGAUGGCCUCCGGGGAGCCUCUGUUAUCUGUGCUUCAACCCACUGGAUGCUUUCUGUCUGAACCAGAAAGAUCACAUCCAGCAUUACCGGCUGGUACGUCACAAUGUCAUGUAAUGGUCCAGGAAGAAACCCCAGACACUCUCAGCAUAAGAUCACACAUAAAUCCACCAUCUUCUACAAAUAUCUGUGGGUCAAGGUGCCCAGUCCAAACAAAGAUUCACAACAGCAAAGGUUCAGACGAAGAAGAAGAGGAGGAAACAUUUUAUGCAUUUGUAAUCUUGCAUGCCCAAGAGGAUGAAGAUGUGGCGGAGCGCAUAAAGGACAAAAUUGAAAAGAUCAUCAGCAACAAAGGUGCAACUUUUUCUGAGGACUUUGCCGUUCCUGGAAAGUGCCCCCUGAGGUGUGUGGAGGAUGCAAUCAACAACUCAGCGUUCACCUUCUUACUGCUUACCCGCAACUUCAAGUCAAACCUGGUGAAGAUGAAGACGAGCAUGGCCCUGAUAAAUGCAAUAAACAAGAUGCACAAAUACAACACAGUCAUCCCUCUGCUGCCACAGGAGAACCGCAUGCCCAAAGACCUCAUACCCAUGGCCGUGCGGUCUUUAGUUCCACUAGAGGAAGCAAAGAACUUUGAGAAAAAACUACAAAAGUUACUGUCUCGAGCAAAAAUACAAACUCAAAAGAGAGUCUGGAAAAAAGAGCAAACUCUGAGAGUUCAGGAGGAGCGACUGCGCCAGUUACAGCUGGAAGAAGACAAGCAGAGGCUUUUGAACGAAAGGCUCUGCAUGGGCCUGAAUCACCAACAAGAACAAAGUGGUGAAGAGGGCAGGACUUGGCAGCAAAGACACCCAAAUAUUCAUAUUGAAAAUGCUAACUACAUUAUGAUUGGUAACGACUCUAGGAUGAUGGUGGAUUUGGGUGGAAGUGCAGACAAAGAGGGUUCAGUUCACACUAAGCAAGACUAAUGAUUUGACUUGUCUUCCAUCAGUACAUAUGGGAGAAAUUAACACUAAAA
This is a messenger RNA of Oryzias latipes (Japanese medaka), 2264 nucleotides long. It is a transcript of the gene ticam1, whose product is annotated as TIR domain containing adaptor molecule 1. Gene Ontology annotation, molecular function: signaling adaptor activity. Gene Ontology annotation, biological process: positive regulation of type I interferon production; positive regulation of canonical NF-kappaB signal transduction; TRIF-dependent toll-like receptor signaling pathway. Gene Ontology annotation, cellular component: endosome. The record is from RefSeq and is a predicted model, not a curated record. NCBI's taxonomy places the organism in Eukaryota, Metazoa, Chordata, Actinopteri, Beloniformes, Adrianichthyidae.